AUGAAGGCAGAGCAAAGCUGCGUGGAGACGCCGGCGACUCUCCGGGAGCUCAAAGACCCGCUCCAAGGAGACGAGGAUGCCGCUGAGAAGCAAGACGAAAGCCAUUAUGUUGAUUUGGAGUUAGUGGACGAGAGCACAGGCGGGACAAAACCGGGGAAGGACUGCGGCUUUGGAGGAAGAAGAACCCAAAUGUCUGUCCUUAUUAACGGCAGCGGCGCCGGAGCUCUGCGCGCAACAGAACCAAUCCAGGAGGUGGGGAUUAAAACUAAUAUCGAAACAAAGACUAAAGAUGAUUCUGAAAUUGUGAAACGUGUAGGAGAUGUCAAGGAGUGUCCCUGUGAUCCAUCACAAACCCGUUGUCUUAACGCAGAGUCAGAGGAUCGCCUCAAACCUAGGGAGGAAAACGAGCGCGCUAUUACGCAGCCCGAGGUGUCCAACAGAGAAGACAGCAAGAACCCUCCUCCAGGUGAGAAACUAGACUGUAGUGAUGACUAUCUGAACGGGAGGAGUGAGUCCGAUGAGGAGGAGGAGGAGGAGGAGGAGGAGGAUGAUGUGAGUGUCGUGCUUUCGGACGAGUGCAUCCCGUACGUAACAGAGGAUGAGUCCCAUUACAUUACCACGCACGAGAUCCAGCUCUUGGAGCUCUCCGACCACGAGGAGGACUACGACCUCGGGGUUGAAGACGACAACCAGGUGUACUCCUUCGUGGAUUACUCCUCGUCGGGCGGUGAUGGCGUGGCGGGGGAGAGGGGGGACGCCUGCCAGCCUCGCUCCCGGGACGCAGCAGUCAGCACUCUGGAUGAAAGUGAUCCGUGCGAUGGGGCCAAGUUCACCAGCUCAGACGAGAGUGUGUCAAAGCUUCAGCAGCAGCAGCAGCAGCAGCAAGAGCAACAGCGCAGUGGCAACAGCACCGGACAGAUCCACCUGUCAAUCAGAACCACUUCUCGAGCUAUAAAUGACCCUGGCAGCAUCCAAGAACAGGGGGAUAUCCUUUAUCAUGCCAGGCGGUCCGGGGACAUGAGUCGCUGUGUGUUUAGGGGAGUUGAUGGGAAGGCAGAGACGCUGUGUGACAGGGCGAAGUGUUUCAUAGCCGCGCCUGGACGCUUGCACUUUGGCCGCAAAUUGAGAGGGAAAGAGGUCACCGGCUAUUCCAGCGGCGCGUCCAGUGCUGUCAGCGAGCUGGACGACGCUGACAAGGAGGUGCGCAACCUGACAGCCAAGUCCUUUAAGAGCCUGGCGUACCCUUACUUUGACGCCAUCAAUUUCAGCACCUCCAGCGAGUCCUCCGCGUCAGAGCACGGGAAAGGGCUAAACAGGUGGGCCACGUUUGUCGACCUGAAAUAUGGCAACAUGAACAUGUCAGGGGGACUGGACCAAAGUUUGGUUCCCCAUCCGAACUCAGCAACCUCGUUUGAAAUAGCCAAGAAUAUAGACAAUAGGGGUUAUAAGGGCAUCGCGCUGGCCAGCAUCAAACCGCCCUCCAGCAAGAUGUUCACUCUGAAUGGCGACCCCCACGGCGCGUCGUCAUCAAAGCAGAUCGAGCUGAUGGGGGGAUUCAGUCAGGGCCACAGAGGGGUGAUACGACUCACGGAGACUCUGAAUUUCCGUUGCAAUGUCAAAUCGGGAAUGCCCGGGGGAGAAAGGCACACUAAGUUUGCACAAAACGCUGCAGGAUCACGUUCCGCAGAUGAAGUUACCAACAGUUUGCCAAGCGGCCAGAGGAGAGGGGCCAGCAAGUCGCCCUCCAAAACCAUGGAAGACACGCACAAGAAAGCCGGAUUCGCCUCGAGCCUGAUCAAAAAUGUCAUUUCUAAAAAGAUGCAGUUCGAGCAGGAACGCAAGAUGGAACGAGGGGAGAUAAGCGAGCUGCAUCCGACCCAGACGGAGGGCCACAGGGAGAAGGGGAGCAGGGAGCUGCGCAGACAGAGCUCCAGGUUUUCCGAGAGCAGCGCAGAGUACGCCGUAAUGUGCGUGGAUGAGUUGGGGGACUUCGUGGACAGCGGCUCGUGCGACACCAGGAGCGACUCCCAGAGACGCGAGGCGGCCGCUGCAGUACCUCUGACUCAUUUGGAACCGGCCGAUGAAGCAGGGAUCGCAGCUAAAAAAGGCGAAUUGGAAGCGUCCAAAAGCACGCUGCUACGGAGCCAAAAUAGCGCCUUCCGAUGCUGGAAGGACGGGGAGCUAGAGUUUCAAACGGAUCAUAAAAACGAUCAGAAGUACUCCUCGGCUGACGGCAGAGAGGGCGAGGGGGGUCAGAGCUCAGCGGACAGAGGCAAACUGACUAAAAUGUCACAUUUGUUUGUGCCAAGUAUCCAACAGCUAUCUAGUGACGGAGAAGCCGGGCAGCAGCUGCGGAACAGGAAUCAUGCUCCAUAUGGAGACGGAGAGGAGAUCAAACUGCGCUCUGACAACACGUUAUACGUCGCAGACUCCGGGAGCGCAGCGACAUCUAAAUCUCCAGAAAUUAAAAUCAAUUUAAGGAGCGUCAGAGACAGUAAAACGGAGCCGUUUGGCGUCUCCAAACUGCGCGCUCCUAAUAUAGGCUGUACCGCAGCCAGCUUCUCCAGAACGGACGACCUGAAAUGCCAGGCGCUGGCUGCGGCUUUGAAGGGUGAGUCUUCAGAUAAAGUACCGCAUUUCAUGGUUCGAGACAUUAGAGAUAACAAAGGGAAGCUGCAGACGCCCAUACACCAGGUGAGAGACGUGCGUAAAUUGGUUAAAAGCUCCUAUCACUGUGUCUCUUUGGAUAACAACGAAACAAAAUCCGAUACCCACUCAGAACAAAAGAAGCAAAUGUCCUAUCGGAAUCCUAAUUCCGUGUCCCCAAUAGUGAUCAAAUGUCAGUCUGUGAAUACAAAUAGUAACGGGAAACAGUCUGGACAUUUUGGCGAGUUAUCUCAACGGGAGCCGUUCGACACGGACAGGUCGUCUCCAGAGGGCGCUAAACAUGCUCAUCUGCAAAGGGCAGCAGGGAGAGCACCCUUAGGUAACCCCAGUGAUGCUUCAGAUGGAGUUGUUGGGUUGAGGAUUGAAAGCAGAGCAUCUUCAAAGAAGCAGGACAAAAUAUCAGAUAUCAUAGAUAAGAAGCCUGAGUCAAAGAUUGCAAACCAGGGGCCUUUGGAAAAACUCCAGGCCGCAGUGAAAACCAUGGAGCAGCUGUAUAAGUUUGAAAAAAAUGAAUGGAAAAGGAAGAAUGAGCCCCAUCUCCUGACAGACAGCCACGUGCUCUCACUGAUAUCCAGUGAGCAGCACGGAGGACCUGAGGAGGACGGAGCUAGAGCGUCCUACAUGGACAGGCCGGCCAGAGGAGACUCCUAUCUUGACAGUGGAAGGACGCCACCAGCGUUAGCCUCGUACCUUGGAACUGACAGCCUGCUACGGCGAGAGGAGAAAGACCCCCCCGUGGUAUUCCAGACUCCCGGUAGUCGUGAGGACAGGCUGGUUGCGAGGACAAUGCAAGGUGCUGGGAACAAAAACAUGUUCAGCCUCAGCUCUAGCCUCAAGCCCCAGCCAAACACCAUCCCUCAAACAUCUUUCGGCGCCAAAAGCUUCGCCCAAAAGUCCCCAAAAUUGCCUGUGUCCUUAAAAGUCAGCCGGACAAAGCCAGGUGGAAAUGAAGGAGCCGAUUCUAAGGAGGUCGAGUGGUCCACACAGGAGCUCUUUAGCGCCUCAGCUGACAGCGAGAACUACCUAACCAUUCCGGUAAAGUCUCACAACAGCAGCAACAAACAAGACUCAUCUGCUGAUAAAACAUCAGUGUACACAUUUACCACCCAGACACAACCACACACUCCUUCAGGACACUGGGGCUGCGGAGCCAGGGGCUAUGAAAACCACAACCAGUCCCCUAAACGCUCCAGCAUUGUGAUGGACACACGCUCACCUGAGAUCCCUCCUGCUACCAUCUACCACUCUUUGCCAUUUGGCAUGUCCACCAAUCAGCCUCAGGUGUACUGCUUCUCUCCGGCAAUCACCCCCGCUCCAACCCUGGACCCCUUCCAGGCCACUCAGAGGAAGAUGCUCCUGGAUCCCACCACUGGGAGCUACUACCUGGUGGACACUCCUGUGCAGCCGGCCACCAAGCGCCUCUUUGACCCCGAAACAGGCCAGUAUGUGGAUGUUCCCAUGCCGCAACCUCCCAUGACCCCGGUGCCCAUGCCCAUCUCACCUUUCAGCCCAGGAGCAUACGGACACACCUACAUGAUCUACCCAGGCUUCAUUCCGACACCAUCCGUGAUCCCGGCCAGGACGCUGGUGCAAUCGCAGAUGUCGAUGCAGUCAGAUGCCGAGGGCGGAGAGAAAGCCCUGCAGCAGCAGGCUGAGGGCAUGUACAUGGAGACUCCCUACUACAUGGCCACCGGAAAGUCUCCCCAGGCGGCCUGCAGGGCUCAACAGCAGGCCGCCGCCAACAGGCCGCCACAGGGUUUCUCCAACGUCAAGCAGCCAGUCAUCAGCAUCACCUCCCAGCAGGGUCCGCGGAUCAUUGCUCCGCCCUCGUUCGAUGGGACCACCAUGAGCUUCGUGGUGGAGCACAGAUAA
Anoplopoma fimbria (sablefish) is the source of this 4539-nucleotide messenger RNA. It is a transcript of the gene c7h4orf54, whose product is annotated as chromosome 7 C4orf54 homolog. Lineage: Eukaryota; Metazoa; Chordata; Actinopteri; Perciformes; Anoplopomatidae. The record is from RefSeq and is a predicted model, not a curated record. Bases 1 to 4539 code for a protein of 1512 amino acids. The transcript has a single exon.